Messenger RNA from Lycium ferocissimum, 6288 nucleotides. RefSeq names its product plant-specific TFIIB-related protein PTF2-like. Bases 133 to 1743 code for a protein of 536 amino acids. The record is from RefSeq and is a predicted model, not a curated record. Gene Ontology annotation, biological process: DNA-templated transcription initiation; transcription by RNA polymerase III; transcription preinitiation complex assembly. Gene Ontology annotation, molecular function: RNA polymerase III general transcription initiation factor activity; RNA polymerase III type 3 promoter sequence-specific DNA binding. Gene Ontology annotation, cellular component: transcription factor TFIIIB complex; nucleus; transcription preinitiation complex. The transcript is spliced from 2 exons. NCBI's taxonomy places the organism in Eukaryota, Viridiplantae, Streptophyta, Magnoliopsida, Solanales, Solanaceae.
CAAAAAGAUAAAACCCAAGAAUCAGACGACGCCGUUCUGUAUAAUACCCAUUCAGGUUUCCCCUAAUUUUCAAUUUCUUAUCCAUCAAAACCCUAAAUCUUCAGUAGAUCUCUCAAUUCAACCCCCAAAACAAUGGAUAAUCCCAAUUCUCGUCCCUGCGAAAAUUGCAACAAAAGGACAAUAGUUGCAGAUGAUCAUACAGGUAACCCUGUUUGUAGAUCAUGUGGAAUUAUCCAAACUUUCGAUAAUUAUGAUCCACAAAUUGGUGGUUUAACUGGUCCUACAGGUACUUAUGUACAUACAGGUACAUCAGGUAUUGGAAAUAAAUAUAAUUAUAAAGAAACAAAAAUAUAUGAAGCAAAAAGAAUAAUUAAUGAUAUAACAUUUCAAUUACAAUUUUCUUCUUUGAAAUGUAGUGAAGUUGAAGUUAUGGUUGAGAAAAUUACUGUUGGUGAAUAUGGUAAAGGUAAAUGGUUUGAAAUAUUUGUUGGUGCUUGUUGUUAUGUUGUUUUUAGACAAGAUAAUAAGCCUUUGAGUAUUGUUAAGGUUGCUAGUUUGGUUGGUUGUGAUAUUUAUGAGUUAGGUCGAAUGGUUUAUCGGGUAGUUGAAUUUUUAGAAUUGCAGUUGCCUCAGAUUGAUGUCGUUGGUUCGUUCGAGAAUUAUGUUAAGAAUUAUGUUAAGGGUGUCGCGUGUUUUAGUGAGGUCGACAAGGAUGUUAUUACGAGGAUGUUGAAACAAGGGGUUUUUUUAGUGAAUUGUUUGGUUAAGUGGUAUGUUACGACGGGGAGGAAACCGUUGCCGGUCGUGGGGUCGGUUUUGGUUUUCGUCGCGGAGUUGAAUGGGGUGGAUGUGAGGAUUGAGGAUGUUGCGAAUGAGUUGGGGGUCGCGGUUGUUACGUGUAAGUUGAGGUAUAAGGAGUUGUUGGAGAGGUUAGUGAAGGUUGCGAGAGGUUUGCCUUGGGGUGAGGACGUUACGGUUAAGAAUAUUAUGAAGCACGCGACGUUUGUAAUUCAAUACAUGGAGUUGAAAUCGAUGUCGAAGUUGAAGAAUAGAGGUGAUGGUAAAAGGAAGAGUUUCGAGGAUGUUGGAUUUGAUUUGGAUUAUUUGAUCGAUGAUUGUUUGAGCAACGAAAACGAUUACGCUAUCGAUUUUAAUGACGAGGAAAACGACUCGCGGUAUUUUCGGACGGAGCGUGCGUCAAAUUUGAGUAGUGAAAGUCCGAAUAGAUUCCAGAUAUCUCUAGAGUGUUUGGCGAUGGUUUAUUCGAAGAUUAAGAAUGAUAUGUAUGUAAACGAGUCGACAAUUAGCAGAGAUAAUAGCAUUCCGAGAAGGAAGAGAAGAUAUGGCAUAAUUUCGGUCACUGAUUGGUGGAAGGGCGAAUCGGAAAUGAGCAAAAUGCUUUUAAUGAAGGAAUUAGUGGAGAAAGAUGUGGGAUUGAGUGCCAUGCCUCCGUCUUUUGAUAGAGGUUGUUUGACAUAUGAAAGGAGAAAAGAGAAGAUAAAGGCUGCGAAAUUUCGAAUCCAUAAGACAAUGUAUCCUUCAGAUGCUGGAUCGAUGGAUAAGGUUGAUGUAGGCCCCGUUGAACAUGUAAAUGCUGGAAAGAAAAGGAGAAGGAAAACGAAAGUUGAUGUUGAUUGGGAAGAUGUCAUUAUUGAAACACUUCUCCUUCAUCAAGUGAAAGAAGAGGAGAUAGAGAAGGGGUAUUAUAAAGCCUUGUUGGACUUGCAUGUUUUCAACUAUUGAAGAUCUAACCUGUCAGCACCAACCAUUAUGCCAAUUUAUGUAAAAACAAAGAUGUGACAAAGAAUUUUUUUUACUUUUCUUUAACUGAUUCUUCGAGAGAAUAGGAGCUAUUUUUGUUAAUGUUUUCAUUCUGUAGCUUUGCAAGAGUUACAUAUUUUUGGUAAAAUGAGUGAGAAAUAUACUGGUGGAAUAUACAAAAACAUGCUUUGUUUUUUAUAUAUAUCGUAUUUGUAUUCUCUGUAUAUGUUUUGCCUUCAAUAACCUUGGCUUUUAUUUCUUUUAUGGGAUGAGAUGUUCCGUUUCUCCCAGUACAUUUUCAUUUUGAUUCAUACAGGAAUUUUUUUUUUUUUUCUGACUUGCAAGAUUUUCACUCUUCCAAUCUAUGUUGAUCUUAGGACUCAGAAUUGUGGAACAGAGAAAUUAUAUUUGUAGAAUGAAUGAGGGCUCCUUGUCUUUGACCCAGUUCAUUAUGGUUUCCUUAUUGGCUUUUGGUUAUUCUAAUUUCUCUUUGAUAGGCAGUUAUUUCGCAUGCUGGAUAAUGUGAUGAUUCAAGGGGCCAUAGAUGGAUCAUUGCUUUUCUGCUACCAAAGGGGAACUAUACUCAAGUCAACUCAGAGUUUCAAUAUUCCAGGGAAUUAUAAUUUCAGGAAAUCAAACACUCUGUUGGGCAGCACCUCUUCUGAUAAUUUGACGCAAUCUUUAGGUAACUAUUGGACAUUUAUUAAAGAAAUAUCUUGCUUGUUUUGCUUCUAUAAGAGUAAGAUCUGAGACGAGUAUGUUUGAUUAACAAAAUGAAGUAAAGGCUUAUAGUUUAGAAUUUUGUUAUCAAGUUUAUAUUCCUUUUCCUGUUUUUUUUUUUUGGUUUCUCGUGUUAAAAGCUUGACAUGCAUAUAUUCUUAAACAAUCUCAAUACAUUCUCUUCCCUUGGAUAAGCUCGCUUUCUAAUAUUCAAUUAAAAAUGUGAAAAGAAAAAAAUUGGCAUGUAUGUUGGAAAUGAAUGUAUGUUAUAUCAAAGCCUUGCUAUGUAUUCCCUCAACCUCAGAAGAUGUUAUAUGUCAGGUACUCUUGCACUGACUUAAGGUGAUCCUUAUUAAGUUCUCCAUGGUCUAUCAAAAUUUCGUAUUACUUUCCUGAAUGCCGAUAUAUACACACAGCUGAUGUGCACAGUUAUAAAUGUGCACAGAAAAAAAUUGGCAUGUAUGUUGGAAAUGAAUGUAUGUUAUAUCAAAGCCUUGCUAUGUAUUCUCUCAACCUCAGAAGAUGUUAUAUGUCAGUAACUCUUGCGCUGAUUUAAGGUGAUCCUUAUUAAAUUCUCCAUGGUCUAUCAAAAUUUCGUAUUACUUUCCUGAAUGCUGAUAUAUACACACAGCUGAUGUGCACAGUUAUAAAUGAUGAUGAAACUACAAUUACAUCAUGGAUUUGGUUUAAAAGCUUUCAUAACAAUUUCCACUAAGUGCUUCUCUAGCACUAACACCUUAUUGCUUUCUGAUAGAUCCAUCUACACAUACGCCAGCAUUUGGACCAACAUCACUUGUUCUGUACCAAACUUAUGUAACACCGUGAUUGAACGCAGUUCCAAGUUCUUCGCUGAAAAUACCACCCAAGUAGAAUUGAAAUGUGAUUCCACUCACAUGAAUUUCUGUAUACUGGUUGUUUAGAGACAGAAUUUAGCAGACCUGACUUGAUAUAUGCUGGGACAUAAUAUCUUCAUAGUUCAUACCAUAUAGCUUUAGUAGUAUGAUUUGUUUUCUUCUUCCUGGUGCAGUAUCAGUCCCUUCUACUAAAUGUGAAUGUAAAUGCAUCAACAAUAAGAUCUCUUCCAGAGCCUAUAUCUUCAUCAGUUGUGGUGCAACCCGCAAGUCUUUGCUGUGUUAAUGAGCUUAGCUUGCACCCAAGGGUGUGGCCUAGUGGUCAAUGAGUAGGUUGAGAACCAUGAGGUGUCAGGUUCAAAUCCGAGACAAAAAUAUACUCCCUCCGUCCCAAUUUAUGUUAUAUAGUUUGACUAGGCACAGAGCUUAAGACUGGAAGGAAGACUUUUAAAACUUGUGGUCUAAAAUAAGCUAUAGAUAUUUGUGUGACUCUAAAUCAUUUCAUUAAGGGUGAAACGGGAAGUUUUAAGUUAAAUUAUUUCUACAUAUAGAAAUGUAUCAUUUUUUUUUGGGUAGACCAAAAGGGAAAGUGUAUCACAUAAAUUGGGACAGAGGGAGUAAGUGAUUUCUUUCCAUCUGUCCUAGCUUUGGUGGACAGAGUUACCCGGUACCUGUUGUUGUGGGUGCUGGCAGGUAUCCCGUGGAAUUAGUCGAGGUGAGCGCAAGCUGGCCCGGACACCACGGCUAUUAAAGAGAAUGAGCUAAGCUUGCCAAUUAUUAUUUGGUUAAUUCCUUCCCUAGUCCCACAGCUGAAAAUCCCCAGCAACAUCCUGUGGUUUUGGAAAAAAUAGUUAUGGAGUUGGUGAAUACGUUCAUUUAUUUAGAUUUGAAGAAGGUAAAGGUAGCUAAGUAAAUGAGAUACGUUUUUCUUGGUUAUACACCAUAGUUGUUCUUAGCUGCACUAACAGUUGCGUUUCUCCUCCAACCACUGUAGACAGAACUACAGUCACAUUUCUGUACUUGAAUGAUGUUGAUGUUUGUGAAUUUUAACAAGGUGGGCUCUAUAUCCAGCCGGACUAGCUCAAUACUCAUUCAUUUGAUCAGCAGAAGUAUUGAUGCCAAGUUUGUGACGCUGAGUGGCAUCGCUGCUGAAUGAGAAAACAGAUUUUACAUUCUCCUUUGCUUUGUUUUGUUUUGUGCUUUCUGCGUCAUCAUUUGUUGGCACACCUAUAAUAAGCCAUCACUGCUCAUGUCUCUCAGACGUCAAUGCCCUUGUUCAAGAUAACUGAUGCAGCUAGAGAAGCCUGUAUCAAUAACAAGCCAUUUUUCUGUAGCUGAAUCUUUGAAGAAAGGAUGGUAAAAUACGUGUUUUAUUCUUAUUUGAAAAGAUUUGGAUGAGAAAUCUCUUUAUAUCUUCAAAGGAAUUGAGGUACUUAUAGUUAUUUACUCAUUCACUUUCCCAAACCCUAAGUACUUGCUAGUUGCUAUAACCUAGUAGGGGAUAAAAUCAAAGUUACGCAAGAUAUGGACCAUUAAAGCUCUGUAGCUGUUGUGUUAUUGAACUUCAUAUUAGUAUCACUUUUGCAAUUUUCUGUUGUCUUUUCUGUAUUCCUCAUUUUUGUACAUGAGUAAAUAUAAUUAGCUUUCAUGGUUUAAUUCUUUGCUGUAGUAUGAUUACUUCUGUUAUCACGAUGUUUGAAGCAUCUACGACGGUGAUGAAUAUUAAUUAAUUUUUUUAGUGUUAUCAUGUUCUUUUUUAUCAAGGUUAACUGAGAUGAGGUAAGGUUCAUGUCCAGGUUGCUAUAAAUUUUACUUUAGUGAUUCCGUAGCACUGGGUGUGUUGUUGUUGCCGGUAUUAUUCCAUAGCACAACUUCAAUUUGACAAAUUGUUUAUGAACAGCAGGAUGCAUGACGGAACGGACGAUAACAAUAUCAUUUCCUCCUUGUAGUGUGUGUUUACCUUAUGCUGAAACACUUAAUUAUUUUCCGUUUAUCUAAUAUUCUUCUCUAACUAUGUGUAACUUUAUGUGAUUUUCCGGCUCCCAUACUGGGCAGAAAUGAGAUGUUGCUUGUGGAUUGUAAACACAAGUACAAUCAUACCUCUCGAUAACAGCCAUCCUCUAUAACAUCCGAUCUUUCAUGCUUUGUUAUAUUAUAUAUUUUCAAAGUAACAACAUUUCUCUAUUGCAGCCAAAAGAUAUCGGGGCAUACUAUGUUGUUAUAGAGAGGCUUGACUGUACUUAGUGACACAAAAUGUAUAUUUCAUCAUUUCAUUCAUGAAAAAGCAUCUCACAACAAAUUCUUAUUUGUCUUAACGUGUCGUUGAUCGACCAUCAAACAGGUUCAAGUGUAUGAAAAAAGCAAACAGUACAGAAAACAUAUAAAUCUGAAGAUAUGUUUUCUCCUUUUACUGUCCAGCAGCAAAAGCCUCAACGGGGAAAGUUUUCGUGAUGCCAGCUAGACUCUUGAAGUGAAUCUUUCCCGUAGCGGGGUCCACUGUGAUAUCACCGACCGGAGGCCAUAGCAUCAGCUCCUUGGCCUUCACUCCUUUAAGCUUCUUGAUCCUCUUCUUCUCGACGUAUCCAGUUAUUUCAGUACCAUAACUCACCAGCUUACUGAUCAUUUUAAAGUUAUGUUCGACUUUUUUAGUUUGCAGGAUCCACAUGUACCCGGUGGUUUUUACGAACCCGACUUCGAUUACUUCAGCUAGAGGGAGAAGCCCUGCUGGGAGUUCAUAUUCUUCAAGAAGGGAAAGUGCCAUUUUUAGCCCUUCUUCAUGACCCUUCUUGACAAUUGCUCCUUCCUUUUCUGCCAUGUUUGUUAUUGUUGUUUGCUUAUCUUGCUUAGGGGAACUGAAUUUAUAGUGUGGUUUGCUUAGGGGAACUGAAUUUAUAGUGUGGUAUUUGCAUGUAAAGAGACAAAACUUGAUGGAGAAAACAAAGUGAGCAUUGUAUUA